GGAUGUUUAGGAGCCUUAGAUGGAACCUAUAUUCCGGUGCGUGUCCCUGGACGCCUACCCCCACGAUAUCGAAAUAGAAAAAGUUCUAUUUUUGUGAAUGUGCUUGGUGUGUGCACGCAAGAAAUGAAUUUUUCGUACGUAUUGACUGGUUGGGAAGGUUCUGCGGCUGACAGUAGGAUUUUACGAGACGCUGUUCACCGACGAGGGGGCCUUCCUGUACCAUCUGGGAACUAUUACCUCUGCGAUGAUGGCUACACAAAUGGUCCGGGUUUCUUGGCUCCGUAUAGGGGUGUGCGGUAUCAUUUGGAUGAGUUUGGUGAAGGUAACCGAGUGCCUACAAACCAUAAAGAAUUGUUUAACUUAAGACAUGCCAGAGCGCGAAAUAUAAUUGAGCGAGCUUUUGGAGUAUUGAAGAUGCGUUGGGCUGUCCUUAGGAGCAAGACUUAUUUCGACAUACGCACUCAAAAUAAAAUUAUUCUUGCCUGUUGUCUCCUUCAAAACUUCAUCCGGGCUACCAUGCAUUUAGACCCAAUGGAAAAUGAGGGUGAUAAUAUGAUGAAUCGGCAGAGAAACUCCGAAGCCCAUGACCCCUUUGACUAUGUAGACGUUGUUGAGCCAACGACCGAAUGGACAAAUAUGCGGGAUGCUUUGGCUAUUUCAAUCGGGGGACGCAAUUCACAGGCCGCCGGACAAUGUCGAGUUUGGAAUGAAGAUGAGGACCGUGCUUUGAUUGUAGGUUUGCGCGAUCUUGUUGCCCGCGGCUGGAAAUGCGACAAUGGAUUUCGCAAUGGUUACGCCAUCAUAUUAGAACAGCACAUGCACCACAUGUUCCCGGGAACUACCAUAAUAGCGGAACCUCACAUAACAUCUAAGAUUUCGGUCUGGAAAAAAAAUUAUGGUUUGCUUUCGGAGAUGCUUGCUACUUCCGGCUUUGGAUGGAGUGAAACAGGGAAUAUGAUUACUGUGCGGGAAGAGGAUGUUUGGAAAGACUACAUCAAGGCUCAUCCAAAGGUCAAAUCAAUGCGUUACAAACCAUGGCCCCUUUUUCCGGAUUGGAUGGAAAUUUUUGGAAAGGACCGCGCAACGGGAGAGGGGGCAGUAGGUUUCACUGAUGCGGUGAAAGUAGUGCAUCUGGUAAGUCUAAGCGUUAUGGAAAAAAAAAAGCGUAAUGUUGAGGUGGAAUACAAAAUAAUCGGGCUACUGUCCUCCGUUUGCCAGGAGACGAACAAUCGUCUUUCAGAACUUUCCACACGUGUCGGUCAACAGGUUGAUGCAAAAGCGCAACGAAUUGCUGUUUACGAUGCACUAAAAAAAAUUCCUAACUUAACAACGGAUGAAAGGGUCAUUGUUGCUCGGUACUUAUCCAAAAAUGUUGACGAGAUGGAACUGUUUUUCAGCCUUGACGAUGAUGGAAGGAGCUCAAUGGUGUACCAGAUUUUGAGCGGGUCAUCGUAG
Molecule: messenger RNA, 1455 nt
Organism: Striga hermonthica
Lineage: Eukaryota; Viridiplantae; Streptophyta; Magnoliopsida; Lamiales; Orobanchaceae
Source: the annotation of a GenBank genome assembly